UUUGCAGGUCUGCAGAAGAGAGCGCUCUCUUUACCUGUAGCAGCAAGCGGGAGCGAGGAUUCCGAGCCCCUAAACUCGAAGUGUGGCUCACCAGACCUCCUAGUGAGUACGAAGACCCUUCGCAAGCAAUAAUUCUUCAGGACCACGAAAGCGGUAUGCAAUUUUUAACUGUCUCGGCUUUCGUCUGUUCUAUUAUGGUCAUCGUAGCUCCCACACCAAAAGGAAAAGACUGUGAAAUAGAAAACCUGGACAUGUAUUAUGCAAUCACAAACUUUCUAAAGGAGAUAUCAACGUACGAGCGCGGUGUUGAACGUAUCAGACUGUACGAAGGACUUUUGUUCAUCGAAUGUUGCAACGUAACAGGACUCGAGCAACUUCGCCAGUAUGGCCCAGUGCUGCCGCAUUGCAGCAGCUUCCAUCCCAUGUUUGAAGUGGACAUAGUAAGUGAUGGUCCCAUUGAAGUGGUAAUGAACUGGAUGACGUACGCUGGAAUGAAAGGAACUUUGACAGUCGGAGCUCAGUUAACGAGGUUCUCUCUGACACUCCAAACGCACUCUUGGUUAACUACAAGCCCCAUGAGGCUCGAGUUACUACAGGAUGCUCAUCCACUGGCAACGGAAAAUACCUACGUUGGUGUUACGGGUGUUAGUGACAUCGCCCGAGCUGCGACUACAUUUUUGAGCAGUGUACUGCCGUCUGUCACAGAACGCUUGUGGAAUCACUAUUUCUUUAUUUAUUUACACUCAAUCAUCGAUUCGAACCCCAUAAUAGGGUUUGUCUCAGCUGUAACUCAUUCUCCUGGUGUCGAGGAGUUUUGAUAGUUUGAUUUCCCAAAAUAAACAUACAUGGAACAUUUCAAAUAAAUAUUAUGACUGUUGGCAGAGAAUGUUUGGCUCAAUAAAAAUGUUUAGUGGGCCGUGAA
This is a messenger RNA of Rhipicephalus microplus (southern cattle tick), 922 nucleotides long. RefSeq lists its product as uncharacterized. The record is from RefSeq and is a predicted model, not a curated record. Lineage: Eukaryota; Metazoa; Arthropoda; Arachnida; Ixodida; Ixodidae.